Messenger RNA from Punica granatum (pomegranate), 531 nucleotides. The record is from RefSeq and is a predicted model, not a curated record. NCBI's taxonomy places the organism in Eukaryota, Viridiplantae, Streptophyta, Magnoliopsida, Myrtales, Lythraceae.
GAAAAGGAAGAUGAAGAAGAAAAAGGUGUUCAACCUGGCCAAGGGUUUCCGAGGCAGGGCGAAGAACUGCAUUAGAAUCGCGAGGGAGAGGGUCGAGAAGGCCCAGCAGUACUCCUACAGAGACCGCCGCAACAAGAAGCGUGAUAUGCAGUCUCUCUGGAUCCAGCGCAUCAACGCCGGCACUCGCUUCCACUCAGUCAAUUACGGUAACUUCAUGCACGGGCUGAUGAAGGAGAACAUCCAGCUGAACUGGAAAGUUCUGUCAGAAUUGUCCAUGCAUGAGCCACUUAGCUUCAAGGCCCUUGUGGACAUCUCCCGUAAAUCCUUCCUUGGGAACAAGAAUGUGGUUCAUCCUCCCAGGAAGGUAAGCAUUCCAGUCAGUGUCUAGUAUGUUGGUCGCUUUGUGUCUCUUUUUUCUCUUUUUGAGCUCGAUGUUUGAACCAUUGUUUCGUGGUUCCUACAAAGCUUCUACUGGUUUAGAAAGAAUUUACGGCCUGAACUUUGAGAACUCAAUCAUCUUUUGCUUGCAUG